CACACCCUGCCCCACCCUGCCCCACGCCCGCCCCAUGGUGCGGGGGCGAAGCGGCUGAGCCAACCGCGCCCCACGGCGCCCCAGUCCCGCUCCCACGCCGUGGGGCGGCAGCUCUUGGGGGGCCCGAGCUCCGCCAUGGGGACCCCCAACCUCCUGCUCCUCCUCCUCCUCCUCUCUGCCCCACGGGUCGGGGCCCACGGCUGCCACCGGACCCACAGCGACAAAGGUGACCACUCUCAGCUGACGAGGACAGAGCUGGCCUGCGGCCGCCCGCACCCCACGGGGCUGCUGCGCAAUGUGGGGGGCGAGGACGCGGGGGCGGACGAGUGGCCGUGGCAGGGCAGCCUCCAGCGUCGCGGGACCCACGUCUGCGGCGCCUCUCUGGUGGCCCCACAGUGGGUCCUCACUGCCGCCCACUGCUUCCAGGCGAGCCGCGACCCCAGUGCGUACUCGGUGCUGCUGGGGGUGCGGGAGCUGUCGGGGCCCCCCGGGCCGGGGCAGGCGGUGCCGCUGCGGAGGGUUCUGCCCCACAGCGCCUACGCGGGCGAGGCCACCAGCGGCGACAUCGCUUUGGCCCAGUUGGCUUGGCCCGUCGCCUUCUCCGACGCCAUCUUGCCCGUCUGCCUGCCCGGAGCCGAGCUGCGCUUCCCGCCCGGCACCCGCUGCGUGGCCACCGGCUGGGGGGACAUCCGCGAGGGCGAGGAUCUGCCGUCGCCGCGCCGUCUCCAGAAGCUGGAGGUGCCCAUCAUGGCGCAGGACACCUGCCGCCGCCUCUACGGCAUUGACAUGGGCCGCUCGCUGCCGCCGCGGCGCAUCCAGGACGACAUGAUGUGCGCCGGCUACGCCGAGGGCCUCAAGGACACCUGCAAGGGUGACUCCGGCGGUCCCCUGGUGUGCCGCGCCGGAUCCCGCUGGGUCCUGGCCGGCAUCGUCAGCUGGGGCGAGGGCUGCGCCGUCCCCAACCGCCCGGGGGUCUACACCCGCGUCAGCUCCUACGCCCGCUGGAUCCGGCAGCGUGCCGACGGCGUCGCCUUCGUCCCCACCAACGGCCGCGCCCGCGCCCGCCCGGCCGCCAUCGCCAUCGUCCUGCUGGCUGGAGGCAUCUCCAUGGCCUUCUGAGGCGAUGGAGGGUACCGGGAGGGCAACGGGGCCAAGAGGGACCAACGGUGGCCAUGGGGACUCUGUGGGGCCAAGGGGGUCACGAGGAGCCAAUGGUGGCCAAGGGGACUCAACGGUGGCCAAGAGGAACCAACGGUGGCCGAGGGGACUCAACGGUGGCCGAGGAGACUCAAUGGGGUCAAGAGGAACAAAUGGUGUCCAAUGGGAAU
Molecule: messenger RNA, 1328 nt
Organism: Cuculus canorus (common cuckoo)
Lineage: Eukaryota; Metazoa; Chordata; Aves; Cuculiformes; Cuculidae
Product: serine protease 27-like
Exons: 6
Coding region: 136-1119 (327 amino acids)
Biological process (GO): proteolysis
Molecular function (GO): serine-type endopeptidase activity
Source: RefSeq, a predicted model, not a curated record